GACAUGGGGAACUGUGUUUGAAAAUGUCAUCAGUUUAGGGACUCUCUCUGAAUCCUCUGCAUCGUCUAUAUGUUUUCGAAGAAACAUCUCUUCCUUCACUUUUGUAUAAUUUAUUGUUGUUUUUCUCUGAUUUCUUUGUGCUGUAAUUGAAAAAUAUGUCGAUGAUGUUAGAAUCAUCAAAUAUGUGUCGUGUGUGUUCAUCAGCCGGUCUUUACGACAUUCACAGUCCGAUACCAUUUUAUUUACAUUCUAAUGUCAAUGAAUUCAGUUUUUGGACCAAAAGCAUAAAAGUGCUAAUGGAGGAAGUGACGGGAUUUGAGAUAUCCAAAGACGAUGGACUUCCACAAAAGAUAUGCACCAUUUGCAUAUCAUACUUAAAACAUGCAGCCAGCUUCCGACAACAAGUCCUAACCAACAGUAAUCAACUGCGAAGUUCGUCAUUAAAAGCAACACACCUGCAACUGGGUGCAUCGCCACUGCCAGUUACGUCAGAGAAAUUCUAUCCAAUCAACGAGACGAAUGUCAACAAAGUGGCGUACGAGAAUUUAAAGGCUGAAUUGGAUCUAUUCUUCGAAGACAAUAACGAUCUGGACACUGACGACGAUUCGGAUGACGAUCGGCAGUCAAAUGAUGUGAACGAAUACAAUCCGAAUAGAUUUACGAAAAUGGACACCACCAAGACUGCCAUUCAGAAUUUCUUCAAUUAUUCGGAAAAGAUAUUCGAGGAGGAUGUGCUCAGCGGUUUCGAUCGGAUCGAAAUUAACCAACCGGAUGAUUACAAGGAGCGCAAGUGUCAUGCCUGUAAAUGUCGGUUCAUGUUACAGGAGUCAUAUGAAUCUCACAUGAAGGAUUGCAUUCAAGCGAAGCUGGUCAGUUUUAUAACCGACUGCCAUCAGUUGUUAAUAGUUAAAAAGCAUAAGGCUGUUUCCACUGCCGAAUUUAUGAGGCGCAUGAUAUUUUCGCUGAAAAACAUUGUCAAAUCGCUGGCGCUAUCAUACCGAGUCAUCACCAAAAAACAACCAAUAAAGGACACAAACCCGGAUGUAGUCCGAACUGAGAACGCCUUUCAAGGUUUCGAUCAGCGCCUAUUCCAUGCCACUGAAGACAUUGCAGUGACAAAGAAAUUGCCACCGCCAUUGAAAUCGAUGAAACCGCCGUCACCAUCAGCGGUACCCUUUCGAGAUAGAAAUUCCAAAAUUUUACCGAAAAGUGUUGCAACGAGUACGCCAAAACCGCAAACAUCGUUCGCUGCCAAAUGUACGAUAUGCCAAAUUUUAUUCAACGGAAUCGGUGAGUUAGAGAAACAUAAUCGUCAGACGCACAAUUCCAGUCGCGAGAGAAGCAGUUCGGCUAGUUCGAAUCGUUCGUUUGUCCAGGCCAACGGGGCAAUGUUGUUGGACGAAGAGGAUUAUCUGCAUGAGGGAAUUGUGGAUGUUUUUAAAUUGCGUCGACGAAGCCCGAAUGUCGUUAACAUCGAGCUCAAUUCGAAUCACUGAAUAUUUGGAUUUUCUUUUAAAAUUGGCUAUACGUAUCUACUGUACGCGUCAUACCAAGUGUAUCAUAAGCUAAAAAUAAAAGUUUAAUUGGAAG
Bradysia coprophila is the source of this 1590-nucleotide messenger RNA. RefSeq lists its product as uncharacterized. Gene Ontology annotation, cellular component: nucleus. The record is from RefSeq and is a predicted model, not a curated record. NCBI's taxonomy places the organism in Eukaryota, Metazoa, Arthropoda, Insecta, Diptera, Sciaridae. Gene Ontology annotation, molecular function: zinc ion binding.